This is a messenger RNA of Psammomys obesus (fat sand rat), 6135 nucleotides long. It is a transcript of the gene Gfpt1, whose product is annotated as glutamine--fructose-6-phosphate transaminase 1. The transcript is spliced from 19 exons. The record is from RefSeq and is a predicted model, not a curated record. Gene Ontology annotation, molecular function: carbohydrate derivative binding; L-glutamine:D-fructose-6-phosphate transaminase (isomerizing) activity. Gene Ontology annotation, biological process: carbohydrate derivative biosynthetic process; protein N-linked glycosylation; fructose 6-phosphate metabolic process. NCBI's taxonomy places the organism in Eukaryota, Metazoa, Chordata, Mammalia, Rodentia, Muridae. The coding region runs from base 127 to 2172 and encodes 681 amino acids.
GCCGCGGGUCCGGCAGUCGUGCCUGAGCUGUCGCAUCCUUGCUGCCACCCGGGUCCUCGCUCGUCCUCGCUUCCGAAGCUCGCGCGCGCCCGACCGCUCGGCCUUCGCCCGGCGACCUGCAGCACCAUGUGCGGUAUAUUUGCUUAUUUAAAUUACCAUGUUCCCAGAACAAGACGAGAAAUCUUGGAGACCCUAAUCAAAGGCCUUCAAAGACUGGAGUACAGAGGAUAUGAUUCUGCUGGUGUGGGACUUGAUGGAGGCAACGACAAAGACUGGGAAGCCAAUGCCUGCAAAAUCCAGCUCAUUAAGAAGAAAGGGAAAGUUAAGGCACUGGAUGAAGAAGUUCACAAACAACAAGAUAUGGACUUGGAUAUAGAAUUUGAUGUACAUCUUGGAAUAGCCCAUACCCGUUGGGCAACACAUGGAGAACCUAAUCCUGUCAAUAGUCACCCCCAACGCUCUGAUAAAAAUAAUGAAUUUAUUGUUAUUCAUAAUGGAAUCAUCACCAACUACAAAGACUUGAAGAAGUUUUUGGAAAGCAAAGGCUAUGAUUUUGAAUCUGAAACAGACACAGAAACCAUUGCCAAGCUUGUCAAGUACAUGUAUGACAACUGGGAAAGUCAGGAUGUCAGUUUUACUACCUUGGUGGAAAGAGUUAUCCAACAAUUGGAAGGUGCUUUUGCACUUGUGUUUAAAAGUGUUCAUUUUCCUGGGCAAGCAGUUGGCACAAGACGAGGUAGCCCUCUUUUGAUUGGUGUGAGGAGUGAGCAUAAGCUUUCUACGGAUCACAUUCCGAUUCUGUAUAGAACAGGCAAAGACAAGAAAGGAAGCUGUGGCCUCUCCCGUGUGGACAGCACAACUUGCCUCUUCCCUGUUGAGGAAAAGGCAGUUGAAUAUUACUUUGCUUCUGAUGCAAGUGCUGUGAUAGAGCACACCAAUCGUGUCAUCUUUCUUGAAGAUGAUGAUGUUGCAGCAGUGGUGGAUGGCCGUCUCUCUAUCCACCGAAUUAAACGAACUGCAGGCGACCAUCCUGGCCGAGCUGUGCAGACCCUCCAGAUGGAACUCCAGCAGAUCAUGAAGGGCAACUUUAGUUCAUUUAUGCAGAAGGAAAUUUUUGAGCAGCCAGAGUCCGUUGUGAACACAAUGAGAGGAAGAGUCAAUUUUGAUGACUACACUGUGAAUUUGGGAGGUUUGAAAGACCACAUUAAGGAGAUCCAGAGGUGUCGGCGGUUGAUUCUUAUUGCUUGUGGCACAAGUUACCACGCUGGUAUGGCAACCCGGCAGGUCCUAGAGGAGCUGACAGAGCUGCCGGUGAUGGUGGAGCUUGCCAGCGACUUCUUGGAUAGAAACACUCCAGUCUUUCGAGAUGAUGUUUGCUUCUUUAUCAGUCAAUCAGGUGAGACAGCCGACACCCUGAUGGGCCUUCGUUACUGUAAGGAGAGAGGAGCCUUAACUGUGGGGAUCACGAAUACAGUCGGCAGUUCUAUAUCAAGGGAGACAGAUUGUGGGGUGCACAUUAAUGCUGGUCCUGAGAUUGGUGUGGCUAGUACAAAGGCGUACACCAGCCAGUUUGUGUCCCUUGUGAUGUUUGCUCUUAUGAUGUGCGAUGACAGGAUCUCCAUGCAAGAGAGACGCAAAGAGAUCAUGCUUGGACUGAAGCGGCUGCCAGAUUUGAUUAAGGAAGUGUUGAGCAUGGAUGAUGAAAUUCAGAAGCUGGCGACAGAACUUUACCACCAGAAGUCAGUCCUGAUAAUGGGACGAGGCUAUCAUUAUGCUACAUGUCUUGAAGGAGCCCUGAAAAUCAAGGAGAUUACUUACAUGCACUCUGAAGGCAUCCUUGCUGGUGAGCUAAAGCACGGCCCCCUGGCCUUGGUGGACAAGCUGAUGCCUGUCAUCAUGAUCAUCAUGCGAGACCACACUUACGCCAAGUGCCAGAACGCUCUACAGCAAGUGGUUGCCCGGCAGGGCCGCCCAGUCGUGAUCUGUGAUAAGGAGGACACUGAGACAAUUAAGAACACAAAAAGGACAAUCAAGGUGCCCCACUCCGUGGACUGCUUGCAGGGCAUUCUCAGUGUGAUCCCCUUACAGCUGCUGGCUUUCCAUCUGGCUGUGCUGAGAGGCUACGAUGUUGAUUUCCCACGGAAUCUUGCCAAAUCUGUAACAGUAGAGUAAAAGACACCUGAAACUUAAGACAGUUACACAACACACGACACCUUUUGUAUUUAAAUUUUUGAUUUAAAAUAUUGCCUCCUGAAAGCCUUUUUUAGUAAAUUCUUAUUUAUGUAUCAGUUAUAAUUAUCCACUCAGCUAAUGAUUUUUGUGCAAUUGCCUCAUUUUCAAUAAUACAUGGGGAAGUUUGAUUAAUAGAAUUUAAAUCUAAACCUAAAACCUGAGAGAUUUUUAGCUAUAGUUUGUUUAAAGAACUGGAUAAUGAAUUUCUGGUCCUCUACUUCAAUCAAGGAGGAUUGUUGAGUGUUUGAGAUGUUUGUAGUUUCCUUUAGUGUGACUUGAUUUAGUCAGAAUGAUGAAAAACUGGUGCAUUUUGUUGGAAUACUUAAAGUUAAAAGCCAGUUUGUGCUAGUGCCUGGACAUCACUGAGAACUUUGCUCCAUUAUUUGCAAAUAGAUGCUACAGUUUAUUUUGAAGCUUGUUUCUGUUUUGUUUUAAAAUUAAACUGUAUGCCUAAAAACCUUGGUGAGAUAUGUAUCUAAGUUUAGUUAAAUUAGUCCAGACAUGACAGUCAUCUCUGUAGAUAGAACAUGGGGAGCAGUAUGUUACAGUGCAUACUCUAUUCAAGAUUCUCCGCACUUGAAUAGAAGACCAUGCCGGCUUUUUUAGUACUGCAAAUCUGAACUGCUUUAGACACUGACGUGUGACUGGACAUUUGAAGAUAGGACACGGGGCAUCCGACUCCUUGCUUUUUCAUCUCCUAAGAGGAGUUUGCAUUUCCUUGCAACUGUAGGGCUUAAUUUAAAAAAAAAAAAAUACUGUUGAACGACAUACUUUGUUGUCUCCUUUGAGAUCACAGCGUAGAGUUACCAUCGAGUAUCUCAAAUUGUUAUUGGCACGCUCAGUUAUUUCUUCAGCUUUAUCCUUGGAAGAGUUUCCUGCAGAUAAGUUUAGCUCCCUUCUCUGCCUUGCUGAAGGAAGCAUCCCCUUGGUGCCAGUUUGGAAGUUCUUUUUACUUGCUUGGGAGAUUUGCACACUUUCCCCGGUCAUUUGACCUUCAGUGUAAUGUGUUAGGUUAGGCUUAGAACAUCACAUACUUUCCAGUGUGGGGUGACAUCAGAUUUAGGGUUCCUUUCCAGAUGUUUUCCUCUGUAUUGUCUUGACUCCCGUUUAAGGAUGUAAGUGAUACUGGCAUACCUUUAGCUGAUAGUGUCAGAAAUGGAAGUUGAUGAUUUGGAUAAAAUAUUUAAAAUAGAAUAUUAGUUUGACACCCCAAAAGUGUGCAGAGUAAUUUCUUCACAGAGUUCUUUGGGUCAGAUUGUACGGGCCAUAGAAAGGCGUGCUUAUGUUCAGGUUAGGUCCAUUUCUUUCAAAAGCUUUCACUUCUCCUUUAUAAAAGUGCAGCACUUAGAGCGUUUAGUGCUCACGCUUUGUGUUUGAACUUGAUGAUAAGCAGUUAAUGCUAUGACAUAAGUGAAGGCCUCUUGUGAAGGGGGUUGAAGAAAGAGUUUAUGUGAUUUUAGGCAUUUUGGAAGGCUUCACUCACAUUGAGGGAUCCUGGAAACCUGAUUUUUAAAAACAGGGCCAGAGUUUAUACCCCAUGUAGCUAUUUUAAUUCUGUUUCUCUGUUGUAAUUAAUUCCAAGAUUUCAUGUUAGUUUAGCAUGUGUUUAAUGUCAUUUCUUGUGUUUGCUGUAGUAGUGCUGCUGCUCAUGCUUGUAUGUGGUUUUGGUUUGGUUUUCGCAUUUCUUGUGUAGUUUUGGAAUACAGGGUGAUGUUGGUACAUUAAAACAUUGGGAAGUUGGGAAAUGAUCAGCACAGCAUUCUUAGGUCAUCCAUCACCUCAGUUACUAAUCCCGAGUCCUGUUGGAGCUGUUUCGAAUUAUACAGUUAGUUUGGCUAGCCCCCCUCUGUACACUGGAACGUCAGAACUUUCUUCUUCUGUCUGGCUCUGACUUUGAGUCCGUUCAUCAGUUUGCCUUCCAUACACACUCCAAGGUAGAAUAAAUCCUAAACCAAAUAGGCAAAAGCCCAAAUGAAGAUCAGAGUAGUAUUUUCUUAACAAGUAUUAUUCUCUUCCAUAUCCCAUUUUGCUUUCUGCACUAAAUUCUUUUGCUAAAUUAAUUCUUAACACCCAGAUAUUUUAGUGAGGCAAGCCACUAUGAGUGAGUAGGCCCAGCUAAAAUUGGUAUAAUCCAGGACAUGAAAAUCUAAUUUUUCAAAACAAAAGUACUCUGCAAAAGGGAAGCUUUCUAUUAAAGUUCUUUUCCCCGUGCUUUGGUUUUUCAGGACAGGGCUUCUCGAUGUGGCUCUGGCUUGUCUUGGAACUCAGUCUAUAGACCAGGCCAGCCUCAAACUCAUAGAGGUCCACCUACCUCUGCCUCUCGAGUGCUGGCAUCAAAGGCAUGUGCUACCACUGCCCAGCUAAAGUUCUUUCUUAUAGUAUGUUUAAAGUUUAAGUUCACAUAAACAUCCUUUUCUGGGAGCCCUUGCUAAGCAGGGAGGAGUGUAGGGCACCAGACACAUGGCCCAGUUAAUUGAUGUUACUUUGAAUUCAGCUUUAAAAAAGAACAAUCUAUGCCACAGGAGCAAAAAGGUAUAGGGUGUGUACUGCUCACUCAGCUUGUGACUGUUGUCAGCAGGUGUUCAUGAGCUCCUUCUGUGAGCAGGUCACUGUGCUGGGCAGCAGAGCCAAGCACUUUCCACUGUCCUGGUGGACCUGUUCCGUGUGAGUCGUGGGUGGGAGGGUGGAAAGGCAGAGCUGAGGAGCUAAAUGCUGUGGAUGGUUUUGUUUACUCUAACAGUAGUCCACAUUUCGGAACGUGUUCAUAAGCCUGUCCAUGAUACAUGGAUGUACAGUACUAUAAAGAACAGCAGUUAGUAAUAUGGCAAGCAGUUGUGUGUCCCUGCGUCUCAGAGGGUGUCACAGGGCGCUGUGCAGCUUCUCUGUGUAGUGGGUUAUUCUGAGGCCAUGCCAUCAUAUUCCUUUGACUCCAGGGCUCUUACUCAAGUAGUUCUGAAGAUGGGAGGAAAAAAGUCCGUUUUUCGUCCCUUGUAAUAUUCCUCUGUCAGUCAUUUUUGUCACUCUUUAGGGAAGGAAACUAGCUGAUCUUUAACAAACACACUUUCAGUCUUUGGGGGUUAGUCUUUUAUCUUUUUUUAUAAUUAGGAUAUUCUAGAGCAAUAAAAGAAACUAAGGUUACCUGUUUAUUAUAUACUGUAAUGGUACAAUUUUUCUAAAAAAAUAAAAAGCACAAUGUCAUUGGAAAGUAGGCAUUAAAAAAAGAAUUCAUAAUUCACAUUGAAUUGGGAAGGCCAAAGAAAUGGAAGGGAAUGGUUAAUGGUUUAUGACAUCCACAUGUUUACUGAGUUGUGUGUGCAACGGUACUAGUGUUUUAUGCUUAGAGAUGGAUUUCACAUGGCUUUGUUUAUUUUCAGAUUUAAGUCUUAACAUAAGUUGGUCUUUCUCACUUCUUAGUAAGUAUUUCAGUGUCUUCAUAGCUUGAUGAAUUUAAACAUAUCCUCAGAUCUGGGAUGGUGACAAAUAGUAAAACUGACAGCAUUGGCUUCAAAUAGUCGUGUCUGUAGCUAAGCAAGACUGUUGAGUUUUGCUAUGUUAAGUGUAUGUCCACACCAGCUUGAGAUUGAUGUUAUAAAGGCUGAUGAUGAUGUCUUAGGAAGCUCUCACAUUAUCCUGUUUUCUGUACUAGUUUCCAGAGUGGUAUAAAAAUGGUAUUGUUAACUUUUUGAAUGUUCUCUGGUUGAAUGUGUUUUCCCAUUAAUAAAGUUUUGGUAUUUGUUUAAAUUAUACUUCUGUGGGGCUGGGGUUAGAAUAAUCAUUGCUCUGUUUGAUUUUGUAUUCUUUUAAAUGAAUGUUUAGUUUUCUGAGCCAGAUGGUUAUUUCAUCCUUGUGUCCUGUUAAAUCCAGUGACUACGCCGGAACUGUGAAUAAAUUGCCCAAAACCUU